GUGCCCCGACCCGGCGCGGCCAGGCGGAAGCGCCGCUGCCAUUGGCCCGGCGGCGGCUCUUACCUGCGCGGAGCCGCGGGCCCAAGCGCAAAGUUCGCGGUGACGGCCGGCAGCGCAGGUGGGCCCGCGCCCUCGGCCAGGCAAGAUGCCUCUGGGGCUGUGGAGAAAAAAGACCAAGUCCAAGGAGACCGUCCGGCUGGUGGAGGGCGAGCAGGAGGGCGCGGGCAGCCGGAGCCUCCCGGACCCCCUGGUUCCUGCACGCAGGCUGGUGUUCCACACGCAGCUGGCGCACGGCAGCGCCACGGGCCGAGUGGAGGACUUCUCCAGUAUCCGGGAGCUCUACGCCAAGAUCGCGGGCGCGUUUGAGAUCUCGCCGUCGGAGAUCUUAUAUUGCACUUUAAACACGCCUAAAGUUGACAUGGGAAAGCUCGUAGGAGGACACAUAGGUCUGGAAGAUUUCAUAUUUGCCCAUGUGAAAGGAAUCAGAAAAGAAGUGAAUGUGUAUAAAUCUGAGGAUUCACUUGGGCUCACUAUUACGGAUAAUGGUGUUGGCUAUGCUUUUAUAAAGAGAAUUAAAGAUGGUGGCAUUAUUGACUCAAUUAAAACAAUCUGUGUGGGGGAUCAUAUUGAAUCCAUAAAUGGAGAAAACGUCACUGGGUGGCGUCACUAUGAUGUUGCUAAGAAGUUAAGGGAAUUAAAGAAAGAAGAACUCUUUACCAUGAAGUUAAUAGAACCUAGGAAGGCAUUUGAAAUAGAGCCAAGGUCAAAAGCUGGAAGGUUGUCAGCAGGAAAAGUUGGUACUGGAAGGGGGACACUUCGCCUGAGGUCAGAAGGUCCUGCCACCAUGGAAGAAGAGCCCUCUGAAGCCAAAGCAAAGGCCAUCGAAAAGGUUGAUGAUCUUCUUGAACUGUACAUGGGAAUUCGAGAUAUUGAUUUAGCUACCACAAUGUUUGAAGCUGGAAAGGACAAAGUUAAUCCAGAUGAAUUUGCUGUGGCCCUUGACGAAACCUUUGGAGACUUCGCGUUCCCGGAUGAAUUUGUUUUUGAUGUUUGGGGGGCCAUUGGUGAUGCCAAACGAGGAUGAUGAUGAGGGGGAUGAUACGUCUCUGAAGAAGAAAAAAAUCUGCUUUUAGACACCUUUACUAACUCUGUGUACAGAAUAUAUUCUUUGAAAUAUAAUUUUGGUAAUUUUGAUU
Molecule: messenger RNA, 1196 nt
Organism: Cynocephalus volans (Philippine flying lemur)
Lineage: Eukaryota; Metazoa; Chordata; Mammalia; Dermoptera; Cynocephalidae
Gene: GIPC2
Product: GIPC PDZ domain containing family member 2
Exons: 6
Coding region: 146-1084 (312 amino acids)
Molecular function (GO): protein binding
Source: RefSeq, a predicted model, not a curated record